AUGGAGCAAGCUCCAACCCUAGAAACUGUUUGCCAGGCUCUCCAAGCUUUGUAUAAUAACCCAGAUACGACCGGGAAAGAAAAGGCAUCAGUUUGGCUUGGAGAACUACAAAAAUCGGUGUUUGCUUGGCAGAUUGCUGAUCAGCUAUUAAGAUGUAAUAAAAGUCUAGAAUCCUGUUACUUUGCUGCCCAGACUAUGAGAACAAAGAUACAAUAUGCCUUUCAUGAACUACCUGUGAAUUCCCACCAGUCUUUAAGAGAAUCUUUAAUGGAACAUGCUAGUAAGAUAACACCAGAAACUCCUCCAGUUAUAGUUACACAGUUAAGUUUAGCGUUAGCAGAUUUGAUAUUACAGAUUCCCACAUGGAAAGGUGGUGUUGUAGAAAUAAUUCAAAAAUUUGGAUCAAAUCCUCAACAGAGAUCAUUUUUAUUAGAAGUUUUAACAGUUUUACCUGAAGAGAUAAACAGUAGAUCAUUAAGAUUAGGAGCUAAUAGAAGACAAGAAGUAAUCAAUGAAUUAAUUGCAGCAUGUCCAGUAGUUUUACAAUUAUUGGGUGUAUGUGCUGAAUCAAGUGGAGAAGAUACCCGGAUGCAAGCUAGAAUAUUACGUGUUAUAGGUAGCUGGUUCAGUGUUGGUGCUAUAUCUCAAGAUGCUAUCAUAAAUACACCAUUAUUACAAGCACCUUUUGAAGCACUGAAAAAGAGAGAAACACCUUCACAUUUACAUGAAGCAGCUGCAGAUUGUCUAUGUACAGCUCUAUAUAGCAUAGAGGAUAUUCAGAAGAACCCAAGUCUAGCCCAGGCUUUAUUAGAAGGUGUAUUAACAUUAACAGAAGGAUAUCAUCUAUCUGUAGCUGAUGAAGAUUCUGAUAAAUCAAUCAAUUAUUGUCGAGUUUUUACUGAGUUAGCUGAAGCCUUUUUAAAUGCUAUAGUCUCAUCACCUAAUCAGGGACUAGGUGAUUUUAGAAUAUUAGAACUAAUAUUAACUUGUAUUGGACAUCAUCUAUAUGAGGUAGCAGAGAUAACGUUUAAUUUUUGGUACAGACUUUCAGAAGAGAUGUAUCAGAAGAAUGAUGUGGGGUUAAAUGAAUUAUAUAAACCUUAUGUACAGAGAUUAAUAGUUGCUUUAUCUCGACAUUGUCAACUAGAUCCAGAUCAUGAUACUAUACCAGAUGAUACAGGAGAUUUUGGUGAAUUUAGAUUACGAGUCUCUGAAUUAAUUAAAGAUGUUGCUUUUAUUGUUGGUUCAACACCAUGUUUUAGUCAGACAGGUAAUCCAUCAUGGGAGACAUCUGAAGCUUCUCUGUUUGUUAUGACAGCUGUAGCAAAAAAUAUUUUACCUGAAGAAAAAGAAAUAGUACCUAAAGUAUUGGAAUGUAUAUUAAAUCUACCUGAUACAGUUCAUAUAGCCGUACGAUAUACUAGUUUACAGUUAAUAGGGGAAUUAUGUGAAUGGAUAGAACGCAACCCACAGUAUUUAGAUCCAGUAUUGAGGUUUUUACUAGCAGGAUUACAACAACCAACUUUAGCAUCAGCUGCAGCCAAUGCUUUACAGAGUAUUUCUAUACAGUGUCGAGACCAUCUAACAGAUCAUUUUCAAGGUUUAGUUCAAAUUAUACAAGCAAUGGACACCUUCAAUCUCUCAUCUGAUGCUGCUAUUGGUUUACUUAAAGGUACAGCAUCAAUAUUAGCCAGGUUACCUCAUUCUAGUAUAGCUGAUGGGUUACGUACAUUAACUUCAUUUCAAAUUACACAGUUAAAUAAAUUGAUAAAUGAAGAAAGUGGUCCUGUAAAACAAGGGGCAGAUAAUGAUCCUACUGUAUGGUUAGAUAGAUUAGCGGCUAUAUUUAGAUACACCAAUCCAACAGUAACGAAUGGUCAAGUCCAUCCAUGUCAAGCUGUUAUACAAGAGGUAUGGGUAGUAUUAUCACAAGCCUGUAAUAAAUAUCAGAGUGAUGUAAGAAUAACUGAACGAUGUUGUAGGUGUAUUAGAUUUGCUAUAAGAUGUUUAGGCAAGAAUUCCGCUACCUUAUUAACACCUUUAGUCACACAGAUGGUACAGUUAUACCAAGUACAUCAACACUCAUGUUUCCUGUAUUUAGGAAGUAUUUUAACAGAUGAAUAUGGCAGUGAAGCUGGCUGUGUUCCUGGUUUAUUAGACAUGCUACAGGCAUUCUGUGGUCCUACAUUUAAAAUACUAGAAGAACACAAUGGUUUAAGAAAUCAUCCUGAUACAGUAGAUGAUUUAUUUAGACUAUGUUUAAGGUUUAUACAACGAUGUCCAGUACCAUUCUUACAGAGUGCUAUGUGUAAACCAUUAUUAUGUUGUGCUAUAGCAGCAUGUUCAUUAGAUCAUAAAGAUGCUAAUGCUUCAGUGAUGAAAUUUUUAACAGAUUUUAUAAAAUACAGUAGAGAAAAAGAAGAUCGAGAAGAUUUUGAAUUACGUCAUAGUCUAAUCAAACAGUUAUUAUGUAAUCAUGGACAAGCUUUAGUUCAUGCUAUAAUUAAUGCCUGUAUUUAUUGUUUACCUACUUAUAUGGUGACAGAUGUAGCUGAUGUGGUACAUGAAUUAUUGUUAUUUGAUAGACCAACAUUUUGUGUAUUAUUAGAAACAACAUUAAAAGCUUUGCCAACAGAAAGUAAUGGUAAUGCUGUCACGGCAACUCAUAAACAAUUAACAGAUUUUCAUAAAGCUUUAACAAGCUCUGAGUCAUUGAAACAAACAUCACAUACAUUAAGAGAUUUUUCUAGGUUAUAUAGAUGA
Lottia gigantea (owl limpet) is the source of this 2763-nucleotide messenger RNA. RefSeq lists its product as hypothetical. The transcript has 26 exons. The record is from RefSeq and is a predicted model, not a curated record. Gene Ontology annotation, cellular component: cytoplasm; nuclear membrane. The coding region runs from base 1 to 2763 and encodes 920 amino acids. Gene Ontology annotation, biological process: protein import into nucleus. Gene Ontology annotation, molecular function: small GTPase binding. NCBI's taxonomy places the organism in Eukaryota, Metazoa, Mollusca, Gastropoda, Lottiidae.